AGGGACCCGGUCCUAAUGUCGGAUACGCUGUUGGCAUUGGUUCAAGGCCCAGCAUCAAACCAUCAAACCCGGUCGUGCGAAUCUCAAUCUGGAAUCACCUUUAUGCUCGCCGCCCCGAUUUUCCAACGACAGAAUUGUGGUUUAUGUGGGCUUCUCGACACUGGUUCAUCUGCCUCGCAGGAAGCCAAUACGAUGGACAAACGAUUUGCUUGCUUUUCCUUCACCCGUCUUGCGUCUCGUUUCUCCCCCGAGAAUGAGACCUUUGGCCCAUUUAUCGGUACAAUUCACUGUACUGGAAGAAGUGACCCGUUUAUCAGAAUUCGAGAACCACCAGAGUCUUGCUGAUCGUAUAUUCGGAUCCUCUAUUCUAUGGAUUCCAUGCGACGUGGUCUGCGGCAGUGCAACUCCAACCAAGCAUUCCCUUCUCGUACCGCAUUCGUUUACUAUUCUUGUUGACAGUCGACAAGAAGAUCGUUUCGGUGUCGCUCGCGCCCCGUUUCACACUCAUUCAAAUGACCCAAAUCGCAAAAGGCGUCCAUCCAUCCCACCCGGCUAUCAUCCCGCGGCCACCCAGCGGGAUCCCCGUCCGCCGUGUUCGCAGCUCCCACGUUCUCGAUACCUAUUCUUUCCUCGGAGUCUCGCGCCUUAUCCUCAUUCCUCACAAGCAAGUCCUUGUUGCUUAUCUCCCCCCGGCUCACCCGAACAGCGACCGUCCCCUUUCCCUCCCAGCGUCACCAAAACCUUGAGCCUUGAAGGGGCCCACUCUGGCAGGAUGAUCCCCUCAAGUCCGUAUCAAGUUGAUGGGGAACCACUGAAUCCGCCUCCAGCUGAACUAUCUGCCACAGUGCCAAGAGAUGGACACUACGCUCUGGAGUCUGCGCCGCUGAUCAAGAUUUUCCCAGGCCCAACGUCAUCGGUGGGCGGGUUGUCGAUGCCAAUCUUGCUGUUCGCCCAAGCGGGUUGUUUCUUUCAAUCUGGUCUAAUCUGGCCUUCCUCGUCGGAUUGGUGAAUGAUGGUUCCAGUCAACAAAAGUAAGUGGUGCCUGCCUGUGGUUCCCUAAUGUUGAUCUCGGAAUACUCGAAAUGCUUGAUUCCUCCACCCCGGUGCUCCGUCGUUUAUGUUCUCGUCUCUGGUUGCCGUUUGUCGUUAAUCAUUAGGCGCGUUAUUCGUUUACUCAUUACUCAUGUGUUGUUCGUCAUUCGUCACUACCCGGCGGGCCGUCAAGGCUAUACUGGAAUGCGAUGAUGCAUCCAUACGUCUGCCGGCCAUGUUGCCUGCCCC
Messenger RNA from Colletotrichum acutatum, 1281 nucleotides. RefSeq lists its product as uncharacterized. Bases 254 to 1009 code for a protein of 251 amino acids. Lineage: Eukaryota; Fungi; Ascomycota; Sordariomycetes; Glomerellales; Glomerellaceae. The transcript has a single exon. The record is from RefSeq and is a predicted model, not a curated record.